Aspergillus versicolor CBS 583.65 is the source of this 1747-nucleotide messenger RNA. RefSeq names its product FAD-dependent oxidoreductase. The record is from RefSeq and is a predicted model, not a curated record. The coding region runs from base 277 to 1590 and encodes 437 amino acids. The transcript has 3 exons. NCBI's taxonomy places the organism in Eukaryota, Fungi, Ascomycota, Eurotiomycetes, Eurotiales, Aspergillaceae.
AACCCGGCGCCCCGGGAUCGAUCGCCAUUGGAUCCGAAUUGCCCAAGAGGCCCACCGAGAUCAGAUCCCAGGUAUGCGUGAACAGGGGAGACGAGCGAAACUGCACACCUGCUUAACAAGCCAUUCGCCCCGAAUGCAGUCCUUAAGAACCAAAGACUCGCUGCAUCAUUGUGCCAAAAGCACCCCUUGCUAUCUUUUGAUUCCUCCGCCCACCAAGACCAACUCACUGUAUUACCAAAAAAAGUCCGGUCACCGACACGUUCUAGUUUGUUUAGAAUGGCGAUCUCAUCAACCUACGAUGUUAUAGUCGUUGGCGGAGGUGCCGCCGGAAUCGGCGCUGCAGUCGGCGCGAAACAAGCGAACCCCAGCGCCCGGGUUCUCCUGGUCGAGUCCGAGGCGUGCCUGGGAGGAGCAGCCACUCAUCGAGGCGUGGUCUCGUAUUGCGGGCUUUAUACUUUGGAGGAGAAUGCGCGCGUUGCCGUCGGGCAGAUCUGGGGUCAGUUGCGGCGGAGGCUGCUUGAGGUGGCAGGUACCGCUGAGUCGCCCGUUCGACAUCGGGGGAUUUUUCAGGUAAUCGACCCUGAAUGCCUGAAACUGGUCUUGGACGAUCUGGUCACUGAGUACAAUAUCGAGGUUCUCCUACAUGCAACCGUCGUUGGAGCGCAACGCUCAGCGGUCAACGACACGUUAGUUUCUGUCGAUGUGCAGGAUCGAAGAGGAGCGCAUCGUGUGUAUGGACGUGCGUUCGUCGACUGUUCGGGGGAUGGAGAUUUGGCCUACCACGGCGGAGCAUCAACCAGACACGGUAACCAUGGCAGAGUCAAUCUCGGUUCAUUGGCCAUUCGAUUUGGUGGCGUGGCGGCAGAUGCGAACCCGACGGCUGCUAUGUGGCGGCAAGCUCUUGUCGAAGCAAAAUUGAAUACCAAGGGCAGUGGAUCAGUACUGAAAAAGGUGGACUCUGUCCUGAUCCGUCUGCCCCGGUCAGGACAUCUUGUAUGCUUCUUACCAACUGCUUGUUACGAUACGACAGACACGGCGAGUAUCACGCAGGCGGAAAUGUCUGCACGAAGACAGGCACAGGAAUAUUGCCGAGUAUUGCAGCAGCUUCCUGGACACGGGGAUAUGUACAUUGUGUCCACUGGUCCAAACUUUGGCACUCGAGAAAGUCGACAUGUUAAUGCGGUAUACCAAUUGACCAAGCAAGAUAUCACGACAAGGACCCAAUUCACAGAUGUUGUUGCGCUGGGCGCGUGGGCCGCGGAGUUUCAUGACGAGGACGAUCCAAACUGGGCCAGUACAUUUGAACUGCCGCCUGGCGGAUGUUUCGAGAUUCCGUUGGGUUGUUUGCAGAGCUCAGAUACGAGUAAUUUGUUUGUUGCUGGUAGAUGUGCGGAUGGAGAUCAAUAUGCUGCAAGCGCAAUUCGGGUCAUGGGUACUUCACUGGCAACGGGGCAAGCUGCAGGAGUUGCUGCCAGCUUUGUGGCUCAGAAGGGCACCGACUGGACAGUGCGAGAUGUUCAAGAGUGCCUUAAAGCGGCUGGGGCGUUUCUAGAUUCUUCCAAACUGCCCGCCGCACCGCCAAUAUCUUGAAUUACUCAGUAACUAAAGCUAUGACCCGUCCAAGUUCAGAGCAGCAUCAUUGUGGCACAGCCAAUUUUCCUUUGAACCACUCCACCCAUAAAAUAGUGAGUCUUUUUUUUUUUUUUUAAGGCGACAAUUGUUAGACUCCUGAAAUGUUGGCUGGCUC